GUCUUCCAAGAUUUGCCAGCCAGCCAGAAUCUUCCUCUGCUUAUGCUGGGAACAGUGCAAUUCUGAAUUGUGAAGUUAAUGCAGACUUGGUCCCAUUUGUGAGGUGGGAACAGAACAGACAGCCCCUUGUUUUGGAUGACAGAGUUGUCAAACUUCCAAGUGGAACACUGGUUAUCAGCAACGUGACAGAAGGAGAUGGAGGACUUUAUCGCUGUGUAGUUGAGAGUGGUGGGCCACCAAAGUAUAGUGAUGAAGCUGAGUUGAAAGUUCUUCCAGAUCCUGAAGUUACAUCAAACUUGAUGUUUUUGAAACAACCGUCUUCGUUAGUCAGAGUCAUUGGUCAGAGUGCAGUGUUGCCAUGUAUUGCUUCGGGACUUCCUCCUCCAGCCAUUAGAUGGAUGAAAAAUGAGGAGGCACUUGACAUAGAAAGUGUUGAGCCUUGUCAGUACAGUGAGAAAGAAGAAUAUUCCUGGAAGCUAUCCUAUAAAGACACAGCUAGCAAAAGCUUAAGCAUACACAGAACCCCACCUGAAUUCCUGAAGCAACCUGGUAAUAUAUACGCUCAUGAAUCUAUGGACAUUAUAUUUGAAUGUGAAGUGACUGGGAAACCAACCCCAUCUGUGAAGUGGGUCAAGAAUGGAGAUAUGGUUAUUCCAAGUGAUUACUUUAAGAUUGUAAAGGAACACAACCUUCAAGUUUUGGGUCUGGUGAAAUCAGAUGAAGGAUUCUAUCAAUGCAUUGCUGAGAAUGAUGUUGGAAAUGCACAAGCUGGAGCCCAACUGAUAAUCCUUGAACAUGAUGUUGCCAUCCCAACAUUACCUCCCACUUCACUGACCAGUGCCACUACUGACCAUCUAGCACCAGCCACAACGGGACCACUGCCUUCAGCUCCACGGGAUGUCGUGGCCUCCCUGGUCUCUACCCGCUUCAUCAAACUGACAUGGCGGACACCUGCAUCAGAUCCUCAUGGAGACAACCUUACCUACUCUGUCUUCUAUACCAAAGAAGGGACUGCUAGGGAACGUGUAGAGAAUACCAGCCACCCAGGAGAAAUGCAGGUAACCAUUCAAAACCUGAUGCCAGCAACUGUUUACAUCUUUAGAGUUAUGGCUCAAAAUAAGCACGGCUCUGGAGAGAGUUCAGCUCCACUACGAGUAGAAACCCAGCCUGAGGUUCAGCUCCCUGGACCAGCACCUAACAUCCGAGCAUAUGCAAGUUCACCUACUUCCAUCACUGUCACAUGGGAAACACCAUUGUCUGGCAAUGGGGAAAUUCAGAAUUACAAAUUGUACUAUAUGGAGAAAGGGACUGACAAAGAACAGGAUGUUGAUGUUGCAAGUCACUCCUACACCAUUUAUGGGUUGAAAAAAUAUACAGAAUAUAGUUUCCGAGUGGUGGCCUACAAUAAACAUGGACCCGGAGUCUCCACACAAGAUGUUGCCGUUCGAACAUUGUCAGACGUUCCCAGUGCGGUUCCUCAGAAUCUGUCAUUAGAAGUGAGAAAUUCAAAGAGUAUUAUGGUUCACUGGCAGCCUCCUCCUCCAGGCACACAAAAUGGGCAGAUUACAGGCUACAAGAUUCGUUACCGAAAGGCCUCCCGAAAGAGUGAUGUCACCGAAACCCUGGUAACUGGGACACAGCUGUCUCAGCUGAUUGAAGGUCUUGAUCGUGGGACUGAGUAUAAUUUCCGAGUGGCUGCUUUUACGAUCAAUGGUACAGGCCCAGCUACUGACUGGCUGUCUGCUGAAACUUUUGAAAGUGACUUAGACGAAACUCGGGUUCCUGAAGUGCCUAGUUCUCUUCACGUGCGCCCGCUUGUCACUAGUAUUGUAGUAAGCUGGACUCCUCCAGAGAACCAGAACAUUGUGGUCAGAGGUUAUGCCAUUGGUUAUGGCAUUGGCAGCCCUCAUGCCCAGACCAUCAAAGUGGACUAUAAACAGCGCUAUUAUACUAUAGAAAAUCUGGAUCCCAGCUCCCACUAUGUUAUUACCCUGAAAGCAUUUAACAAUGUAGGAGAAGGCAUCCCUCUGUAUGAGAGUGCUGUGACCAGGCCUCACACGGACACUUCUGAAGUUGAUUUAUUUGUUAUUAAUGCUCCAUACACUCCAGUGCCAGAUCCCACUCCCAUGAUGCCACCAGUGGGAGUUCAGGCUUCCAUUCUGAGUCAUGACACCAUAAGGAUUACAUGGGCGGACAACUCACUGCCCAAACACCAGAAGAUUACAGACUCCCGGUACUACACAGUCCGAUGGAAAACCAACAUCCCAGCAAACACCAAGUACAAGAAUGCAAAUGCAACAACUUUGAAUUAUUUGGUAACUGGCUUAAAACCAAAUACACUCUAUGAGUUCUCUGUGAUGGUGACCAAAGGUCGAAGAUCAAGCACAUGGAGUAUGACAGCCCAUGGGACCACCUUUGAAUUAGUUCCUACUUCUCCACCCAAGGAUGUGACAGUUGUGAGUAAAGAAGGAAAGCCUAGAACCAUAAUUGUGAAUUGGCAGCCUCCUUCUGAAGCCAAUGGCAAAAUUACAGGUUAUAUCAUAUAUUACAGUACGGAUGUGAAUGCAGAGAUACAUGACUGGGUUAUUGAGCCUGUUGUGGGAAACAGACUAACUCACCAGAUCCAAGAGUUAACGCUUGACACACCAUACUACUUCAAAAUCCAAGCCCGGAACUCAAAGGGCAUGGGGCCCAUGUCUGAAGCUGUCCAAUUCAGAACACCUAAAGCGGACUCCUCUGAUAAAAUGCCUAAUGAUCAAGCCUCAGGGUCUGCAGGAAAAGGAAGCCGGCUGCCAGACCUAGGAUCUGACUACAAACCUCCAAUGAGUGGCAGUAACAGUCCUCAUGGAAGCCCCACAUCUCCUCUAGACAGUAAUAUGCUGUUGGUCAUCAUUGUUUCUGUUGGAGUCAUCACCAUUGUGGUGGUGGUGAUCAUCGCUGUCUUCUGCACCAGGCGCACUACCUCUCACCAGAAAAAGAAACGAGCUGCAUGCAAAUCAGUGAAUGGCUCCCACAAGUACAAAGGGAACUCCAAAGAUGUCAAACCCCCAGACCUCUGGAUCCAUCAUGAAAGACUGGAGCUGAAACCCAUCGAUAAGUCUCCAGACCCAAACCCCAUCAUGACUGAUACUCCAAUCCCUCGCAACUCUCAAGAUAUCACACCAGUUGACAAUUCCAUGGACAGCAAUAUUCAUCAAAGGCGGAAUUCAUACAGAGGACAUGAAUCAGAGGACAGCAUGUCGACAUUGGCUGGAAGGCGAGGAAUGAGACCAAAAAUGAUGAUGCCUUUUGACUCCCAACCACCUCAGCCUGUGAUUAGUGCCCAUCCCAUCCAUUCCCUCGAUAACCCUCACCAUCAUUUCCACUCCAGCAGCCUCGCUUCUCCAGCUCGCAGUCAUCUCUACCACCCGGGCAGCCCCUGGCCCGUUGGCACAUCCAUGUCCCUUUCAGACAGGGCCAAUUCCACAGAAUCUGUUCGAAAUACCCCCAGCACUGACACCAUGCCAGCCUCCUCGUCUCAAACAUGCUGUACUGAUCAUCAGGAUCCUGAAGGUGCUACCAGCUCCUCUUACUUGGCCAGCUCUCAAGAGGAAGAUUCAGGCCAGAGUCUUCCUACAGCCCACGUCCGCCCUUCCCACCCACUGAAGAGCUUUGCUGUGCCAGCAAUCCCACCCCCAGGACCUCCCACCUAUGAUCCUGCGUUACCAAGCACACCGUUGUUGUCCCAGCAAGCUCUGAACCAUCACAUUCAUGCAGUGAAGACAGCCUCCAUCGGGACCUUAGGAAGGAGCCGGCCUCCUAUGCCAGUGGUUGUUCCCAGUGCUCCUGAAGUGCAAGAGACCACGAGGAUGCUGGAAGACUCCGAGAGUAGCUAUGAACCAGAUGAGCUGACCAAAGAGAUGGCCCACCUGGAAGGACUAAUGAAGGACCUAAACGCCAUCACGACAGCGUGA
Orycteropus afer afer is the source of this 3953-nucleotide messenger RNA. RefSeq names its product neogenin 1 (gene NEO1). The record is from RefSeq and is a predicted model, not a curated record. Gene Ontology annotation, molecular function: protein binding. Gene Ontology annotation, biological process: cell-cell adhesion. Gene Ontology annotation, cellular component: membrane. The annotation marks the transcript as partial. The transcript is spliced from 27 exons. Lineage: Eukaryota; Metazoa; Chordata; Mammalia; Tubulidentata; Orycteropodidae.